Messenger RNA from Leptosia nina, 1953 nucleotides. The record is from the annotation of a GenBank genome assembly. Lineage: Eukaryota; Metazoa; Arthropoda; Insecta; Lepidoptera; Pieridae.
AUGUUUGAGCACUCUAUUAAAGUGCCUAGGCAUUUUAAAAUAUCUGCGAAUAUCGUUAAAAAAGUAGCUACCGAAGGUGGUAGCGUUAAGAAUUUAUUAUACGAUAGUAAAUUGAGGUUCUUCAGAACAAACGUUAUUUAUGCGCUUAUAACUGAAACAAUCAAACAUUCAGAUGACAUAGACAAACUUUUUGAAGUUACCGGUAUUCUCACUAAAGAGCCUAGAUUAGACCCGUGGCUAGCUAAAGUUAUCACAACAGAAUUGUUAUUUGGCAAAAAGGAGCUGCCUGGUCAUAGUAAACCAGAGAAAACUAUUAUCGGUUACAAAGAGCAAUUUGACAGUGUUCCUCUACAACAAGUAGAAGUAAAGCCUGAAGUACGCAGGCCUCGUUAUGUCAGAAUCAAUACCAAUCUUCUUACUACCUCUGAUGCUAUUGGUGCUUUUCAAGAUGAAGGUUACAAAUUCAUUAGAUGCACAUCAGGGUCAUAUGACGAUUACCUCAAACAAAUACAAGGUCUAACAGAAUAUGACUUCACGCAAGAUUAUCAUGUAAAAACUAUGUUUGUUUUCCACCCAAAUACCAAGUUCCAUGACCAUGACUUAUACUUAGAAAAUAAAAUUAUACUACAGGAUAAGGCUACAGCACUGCCUGUUCAUUUAUUGGCUCCUCCACAAGGAAGUGUCGUGCUGGAUAUGUGUGCAGCUCCUGGCAUGAAGACCACACAACUAGCUGCCUUUAUGAGAAAUCAGGGUAAAAUUUAUGCCGUCGAACGCAACGAGGAAAGAUACAAUACGCUUUGUGACUUUGUAAAUAAAACAGAUUCAAAAUGUGUUACUACAAUGCAUAGAGAUUCUUUAGAUAUAAAGAGGGGUGAAUAUGAUGAUGUGGAAUAUAUCAUUCUCGAUCCAAGUUGCUCUGGAUCAGGUAUGCAAUUAUGUAUUCACAAGUAUGUAGAAGAUGUCAGACUGGCUCGGUUAACUUCGCUACAAGAGAAAUUUUUAAAACAUGCCAUGAACGCAUUCCCCAAAGCAAAAAGAAUAGUUUAUAGCACUUGUUCACUUUUUCCUGAAGAAAAUGAACGCGUAAUUUCCAAUGUUGUAAAACUCUCACGCGCAAAAUGGAAGGUCUUAAAUGUCAAAGACCUUCUUAAAGGUAAUUGGAAUAAUUUCGGUUCUGGAAUGUAUGGAGAGAUAGGAACAAGAUGCCUGUACGCGAAGCCCGAUUCCGAUUUGACUACAGGCUUUUUCUUAGCAGUUUUGGAGAGAGAUCCAAAGCAGUCAGAAAAGACAGACAAUACAGAUGUUAAAGAUGAUUCACAGCUUCAAGGUACUUUAAAGGAUCGGAAGAAAUCGACAAACAAUGAUUCAAACUUACAACAGGAUGAGGCUGAAUGUAAUAGUAGUGAACCACUUACCACUUCCAAACAUCGCAGGAAGAAAACUUCAAGUGAUGAUGAUGCGCAGGGCCAAACAAAAUCAAAAAGUGAAUAUGUUUCAGAAGAAAUGAGCAGUAAAAAGAAAAACAAAAAACGAACUGCAGCAGUAAGUAAGGAAGACUUAGAAUGUUUGGAAACAGAAUCAAAAGACCCAGUAGAAAAUGUGGAAAGCAAAAAAUCUAAGAAGAAGAAAAGAGAUAAACCUGAAGAUUCUGAGAUACCCAUAAAUGACAAUAAUGCGUCCGUAUCUAUAGAAAAACAGGAAGAUGUGAAUGAUUCAAAAAAGAAAAAGAAGAAAAAUAAACGGAAAGAAUUUUCCGAUGCGGAUGAUAAAGAUAGCCGUAUGGACAAGGAUGUAAACAAUAGUAUAGAUCUCACGGAUACAACUGAAGAUGCAAUAUAUGCGAAGAAGAAAAAGAAAUCUAAACAUAGCAAAAACGCUGAUAUUCAACAAAAUGAUAUGAGUGAUGAACCUGUUAAAAAGAAAAAGAAGAAGCAUAGUCAUGUCAAAGACUAG